GUGCAGACUUCCGGCGCCAAGUUCGAGCCUUUCAUCACCCGCUACCCGACCGACUCUGCGGAUCCCCUGAAGGCGGCCACCCAGGUCCCCAUCGUCGGUUGGCUCCAGAUCAUCGUUGUGAUCGCCUUGUCUGAGCUCUGGCGCUACGAGAAUGUCAUCAGCAAGUACUCCCAGGGUGUCCAGCCCGGAGACCUGGGCUGGAACCCGACGGCCCCGGUGAGCAGCCCCCGUCCCAAGUGGUUCGGCCCCACCUUCACCGCCGCGUACCAGCCCGAGGAAUGGAACAACAUGAAGCUCCGUGAGAUCAAGCACUGCCGCCUUGCCAUGGUUGGAUUCUUCUUCAUGGUCCUGCGGAACGCCUCGACCGGCGAGGGGCCAUCGCUGCUCCCAAAUUUGACCACUGCCGAGUUCCAGUCCUCCGUUGGUGCGGGCCACUUCGUGGUUGCGGCAGGGGGCUCACUGGCCGUCCUAAUUGAUGGCGACAACGUGCCCCCGACCUCGCUACAGUCCGUUCUGCAGGCAGUGCGGUCGGUCGGCCAGAUCAAGUACAGCCGAAUUUAUGUGAACCAGCACAAAGCUUUACUUUGGAAGGACCAGCUCUCAGAGCAAGGUAUCGAGACGAUCGUGGUGCCGCAGCCUUCCUCCGGGCUGAAGGACCCGGCAGAUAUCAUGCUGGCUGUGGAUGCUGUGGAGGAAUGCUUGAAAGGCACAGCCUUCGGCAUCGCUGUAGCAUCGGAGGACGUGGACUUCGCCAUCGUCUUGCGGAAGGUUCGUCAGCUCGGCCGUCGCUCCUUUGCCGUGACCCCUGCACGAUCGCCUUCGCGGUGUCAAGAACUUCUGCGCUCGGCAGCAGACGAGCUGCUGCUCUUCGGGGAGCGUCCCCGCAUCAGCAAGGUGGCGGAGCAUUUGGACACGUCGCGCCUGGAUUCCAACGUGGAGCUGGCGGAACAGGCGGACUUGGGGGACCAGCCCUUGACUGAAGAGAGGCAGAGGAGCAUGGAGAAGCUGGAAGAGCUGUUGCAAGAACUUGGCUACCUGCCCAGACCACCCCAGCGCGGUCUGUGGCUCAGUGGGGAGAUGACAAAUGUCCGUGUCCUGCCGAUUUUUGGUUGCAAGCCCCGCAACACGCAACAGCGACAAUGUGAGUACAGCACAUAUCCAAGCAUCGCCAAGCGACACCAGCCAGGCGUCAUGGUAGCCGCGCUGGCCAAGUUCUUCCACACGAACGGGUGGCGGACCUGGUAA
Messenger RNA from Symbiodinium necroappetens, 1245 nucleotides. The record is from the annotation of a GenBank genome assembly. Lineage: Eukaryota; Dinophyceae; Suessiales; Symbiodiniaceae.